This is a messenger RNA of Erigeron canadensis, 792 nucleotides long. Its product is annotated as ras-related protein Rab2BV-like. Gene Ontology annotation, molecular function: GTPase activity; GTP binding. The record is from RefSeq and is a predicted model, not a curated record. Gene Ontology annotation, cellular component: endosome. The transcript is spliced from 2 exons. The coding region runs from base 27 to 668 and encodes 213 amino acids. NCBI's taxonomy places the organism in Eukaryota, Viridiplantae, Streptophyta, Magnoliopsida, Asterales, Asteraceae.
GUAGGUUUUCUAGAGAGAUAUAUAGAAUGGCAUAUAAGGUGGAUCACGAGUAUGAUUACUUAUUCAAAAUAGUAUUAAUUGGAGAUUCGGGUGUUGGAAAAUCCAACAUUCUUUCUAGAUUUACCCGAAACGAGUUUUGUUUGGAAUCUAAAUCUACCAUUGGUGUCGAAUUCGCUACAAGAACUCUUCAGGUCGAGGGGAAGACAGUAAAGGCACAAAUAUGGGAUACUGCCGGGCAAGAGAGGUACCGUGCAAUCACAAGUGCUUACUAUAGAGGAGCAGUAGGUGCUCUGUUGGUUUACGACAUAACAAAGAAACAGUCUUUUGAUAACAUUCUAAGGUGGCUCCGCGAGUUAAGGGACCAUGCCGAUUCCAACAUUGUUCUUAUGUUGGCCGGAAACAAGUGUGAUUUGAGUCAUCUUAGAGGCGUCUCUGAGAAUGAUGCUAAAGCGUUGGCAGAGAAAGAAGGGCUUUCGUUUUUGGAAACAUCGGCCCUUGAUGCACACAACGUUGAGAAGGCUUUUCAGACGAUUUUGCUUGAUAUUUAUCAUGUAGUAAGCAAGAAGGCACUGGCUGCACAGGAAGCGGCAUCUUUUGUUCCUACGAAAGGGACAACCAUUAAGGUCGAGAAUAAUGAUUCUAAAGGAUUUGCUUGUUGUUCUAAUUAAGUGUGAAUUGUGUUUGAGUACUUGGAAUUAAAGACACUUGUGGUCAAUUUGUCACAUGAUUGCAUAUAUGAGCCUUGUUUUUGCUCUCCUAUUGCUGUAACACAAGAAAAGAAAAGAAGGAAAG